AGUCCCUCGGUCUGUUUUGCCGCCUGUGGAAAGCCCGUGACGGGAUUUUGUUUUGUAGAGCUGCUGGAAACGGGGCUAAGGAGUGAAAGGGAGUCGGAGCUGGAUUCCUUCGGAGAGGGGGGAAGUUGACGCACCGGCCUAAGAAUAGCUCAGGGAGGGGAAGUACGGACAGUAUUGUCGCCAGAGCUGCUGAUGAAAUCGCGGCCGGGAGCUGAGGAGUCUUUGGACCUUCCCAUGAUUGGGACCUUUGACUUGUAAAAGGUUCAUUCAAGAAGCUUCGCUGACCAGAAGAGGGGAAGAGCAGCCGGUUGUGGGAGGGAGCGGACCCCGUCCCGGAGCGUGGGGAACUGGGGGGGGGGGCGAGAGGACGUCGCUGUAUGUGGAGUUUUUGGACAAAAUGCUUUCUCUGAAGAAAUAUUUCACCGAAGGCCUCAUCCAGUUCACCAUUCUGCUCAGCUUGAUCGGCGUUCGUGUGGACGUGGACACCUACCUGAACUCACAGCUCCCCCCUCUCCGGGAGAUCAUUCUUGGCCAGAGCUCCGCUUACACCCAGACCCAGUUUCAUAACCUGCGUAACACCUUGGAUGGAUAUGGCAUCCACCCAAAAAGCGUAGACCUGGACUAUUACUUCACCGCUCGCAGGCUGCUCAACCAGGUGAGGGCCCUGGACAGGUUUCAGGUGCCCACCACCGAAGUCAACGCCUGGUUGGUGCACAGAGACCCCGAAGGUUCCGUGUCUGGUAGCCAGCCCAGUGCUGGCAUCGCCCUAGAAAACGGCAGCGGCCUGCAGGAUGGGAGCAGCCCCGACAACGGGGUGAGGGAGAGCGGAGCUGAGCAGGGCUUUGGGGAAGAACUGGAAGAUUUGGGAGCAGUGGCUGCCCCGGUGAACGGAGACCUGACCAAAGAGGUAGGCAGGAUCUUCUUUUGCCUGGGGUGGGGGUGGAAAAGGGAGCCCUUGGGGGGGGGCUCUUGCCCUCUGGGAUCCAUCCGAGGGAGCAGCACUUGGUACGUUGAGAAGCGACUGCCCGCGCGGAGGUGGAAGGGCACUGGGGAUUGCUGCUGCCUGGCCGUGGCCGAGCAGCCGGGGACUGACUCUGUCUCACGUGGUUAGUUUCCAGCUGCGGAUGUCUCCACCCUGAGCGAAGCCGUGUCCGGCGAGAGCAGGUCUGCGGGCAUCCAGACCAGUCUGCUGUCUCCUCUCCUCGCUGAGACCGAGUCGCCCUUCGAUCUGGAGCAGCAGUGGCAGGACCUCAUGUCUAUCAUGGAAAUGCAGGCUAUGGAAGUGAACAACACAACCGCUGAAACCCUGUACAACGGCACGAGCGGAGACCUGCUGACUUCUAACUACAGCCUGGCUCCGAACACUCCCAUCAAUCAGAAUGUCAGCCUGCAUCAGGCCUCUCUGGGUAGCUGCUCACAGGACUUCUCGCUCUUCAGCUCGGAAAUCGAAAGCCCCUCCAUGGCUGGCAGCUCGGCCCUGCUCCAGCUGGCGCCGGACAACUCCACCGGCCUCAACAGCACCUUCGGCUCCACCAACUUGAGCGGCAUCUUCUUCCCUCCGCAGCUGAACAGCACGGUCAACGAGACGGCCGGCCCCGAGCUGCCCGACCCGCUGGGGGGUCUUCUGGACGAAGCCAUGCUCGACGAGAUCAGCUUGAUGGACUUGGCCAUUGAAGAAGGUUUCAACCCAGUGCAGGCCUCGCAGCUGGAAGAGGAGUUUGAUUCCGACUCAGGUCUUUCUCUGGAUUCUGGCCACAGUCCUGCUUCCCUGAGCAGCUCAGAAGCCUCUUCCUCCUCCUCCUCUUCCUCCUCAUCCUCUUCCUCCUCCUCGUUUUCUGAGGAAGGAGCUGUCGGCUACAGCUCAGACUCUGAAAACGUGGACUUUGAAGAAGCAGAAGGGGCGGUUGGAUACCAGCCAGAGUACAGCAAGUUCUGCCGCAUGAGCUACCAGGACCCGUCGCAGCUCCAUUACUUGCCUUACCUGGAGCACGUCGGCCACAACCACACCUACAACAUGGCACCGGGGGCGCUCGACCCCGAGGAGCCCAAACUGCCCAGCGCGGGGAAGAAGAGCAGCAAGGAGAAGCCGUCCGAGUUCCUGGAUAAACAGAUGAGCAGGGACGAGCAUCGAGCCAGAGCCAUGAAGAUCCCUUUCACCAACGACAAGAUCAUCAACCUGCCCGUGGAGGAGUUCAACGAGCUCCUCUCCAAGUACCAGCUCAGCGAGGCGCAGCUGAGCCUGAUCCGCGACAUCCGGAGGCGAGGCAAGAACAAGAUGGCUGCCCAGAACUGCCGCAAGAGGAAACUGGACACCAUCCUCAACUUGGAACGGGACGUCGAGGACUUGCAACGGGACAAGUCCAAACUGCUCAGGGAGAAGGUGGAAUUCCUCAAAUCCAUCCGCCAGAUGAAGCAAAAGGUGCAGAACCUCUACCAGGAAGUGUUCGGCCGCCUGCGGGACGAGAACGGCCAGCCCUACUCCCCCAGCCAGUACGCCCUGCAGUACGCCAGCGACGGCAGCGUCAUCUUGAUACCUCGGGCCGUGGCCGACCAGCAGGCCCGGCGGCAGGAACGGAAACAGAAGGACCGGAGGAAGUGAAGGGCCGGCGACGCGGGAGGAGUGGGACACUCGCUCAAGUGAGAACUGGAGAAGGGCUGAGCCUGGAAGUACUUAGAGGAACUUUCAUGCCUUCUUAUCCGAUAUAUCUUCUCAAAAAAAAACAAACAAAAACAAAC
Molecule: messenger RNA, 2736 nt
Organism: Athene cunicularia (burrowing owl)
Lineage: Eukaryota; Metazoa; Chordata; Aves; Strigiformes; Strigidae
Gene: NFE2L1
Product: nuclear factor, erythroid 2 like 1
Exons: 5
Biological process (GO): regulation of transcription by RNA polymerase II
Cellular component (GO): nucleus
Molecular function (GO): RNA polymerase II cis-regulatory region sequence-specific DNA binding; DNA-binding transcription factor activity, RNA polymerase II-specific
Source: RefSeq, a predicted model, not a curated record